AUGACUUGGGUAAAUACGGUCAGCGUCGUUGGUAAUGGACGGGAAUUAGAUUUGAAAAAUGAUUUAUAUACUGUUAUUGAAGCUAAUGGUACAAGUGUAAGGUCGGGAAGUCCUGUGUCCUUCGAUACUAUUGUUGGAUUUAAACAUCAAGCGACAGGAGGAAUUCUACAUUCGCAUACCAAGUAUUAUGGAAGCACCCCAUUAAUGAAUCAUCAGCAAGUUACUAUUUGGCAUGGUAGAAAUGGUGACGAUAACUGGCUCAUUCGACGUUUUAAUUCAAGCACUUCCAGCGGUGACUCGGAUUUUUUGUCGGAUGGUGAUAUAAUCAGUCUAAUCCAUGGCAAAACCGAGCUAGCACUUUAUAGUCAUCCCAUGUUAUUUGGUGAUGGAUCCCAAGAAGCUUCUUGUCAUGGAAAUGGAAAUGACGAAAAUAAUAAAUGGCGUAUUGAAUUAAUUGAUGAUUCGGAAUUGUGA
Funneliformis geosporum is the source of this 474-nucleotide messenger RNA. Lineage: Eukaryota; Fungi; Glomeromycota; Glomeromycetes; Glomerales; Glomeraceae. The record is from the annotation of a GenBank genome assembly.